Messenger RNA from Neomonachus schauinslandi (Hawaiian monk seal), 3573 nucleotides. It is a transcript of the gene MCF2L2, whose product is annotated as MCF.2 cell line derived transforming sequence-like 2. Lineage: Eukaryota; Metazoa; Chordata; Mammalia; Carnivora; Phocidae. The transcript is spliced from 31 exons. Gene Ontology annotation, cellular component: cytoplasm. The coding region runs from base 1 to 3432 and encodes 1143 amino acids. Gene Ontology annotation, molecular function: guanyl-nucleotide exchange factor activity. The record is from RefSeq and is a predicted model, not a curated record.
AUGGCUCCAGAAUUUGAGCUCCUGAGCACUACUACUCGAGUGUUCCAUACUCUCCAGGCUGUGGAGUAUGGGAACCUCAGAGCAGGAAACUCCGUACUUAGGCACCACAACUACAUCCAGAAACCGUCACUGAACGGAUUUUUGGAGAGUGCCGACCAUGAGCAAGGUUCUGUGGCAGGCUUAAGAUCCAUGAGCUGUUUGGAGGCUGAAGUUGUGACCUUCAGCGAUUCAAGAAAGCUGUAUACCAGACAUGAAAUUAUGCAGCAGGAAAUCAGGCCCUUGGUGGCAGUGGACAUAAUUGAACAACUUCACAGACAGUUUGCCAUUCUCUCAGGAGGUCGAGGGAAAGAUGGUGCCCCCAUCAUCACUUUUCCAGAGUUUGUGGGGUUCAAACACCUCCCAGAGGAAGACUUCCUGAAUGUCAUGACCUACCUGACUAGCAUCCCCAGUGUGGAGGCUGCGAGCAUCGGAUUCGUCAUCGUUAUCGACCGGCGAAGGGACAAGUGGAGCUCCGUAAAAGCAUCAUUGACACGAAUAGCUGUAGCAUUUCCAGGAAACUUGCAGCUCAUAUUCAUCCUUCGUCCAUCUCGCUUUAUCCAGAGGGCAUUCACUGACAUUGGCAUUAAAUAUUAUCGAGAUGAAUUUAAAAUGAAAGUGCCGAUCAUUAUGUUAAACUCUGUGUCUGACCUUCAUGGCUACAUUGACAAAAGCCAACUGACAGAGGACUUAGGGGGAACUUUGGAAUACCGCCAUAAUCAAUGGAUAAAUCAUCGAACUGCCAUUGAAAACUUUGCCAUGACAUUGAAGACCACUGCCCAGAUGCUCCAGAUGUUUGGGGUCUGCCUAGCCACAACAGAGCUACCCAGAGGCAUGCUGUCCACUGAAGACCUCCUCAUGUCCCACACGAGGCAGCGGGACAAGCUCCAGGAUGAGCUGAAAUUACUUGGAAAGCAAGGGACCACAUUACUGUCAUGUAUUCAAGAAACAGCAACCAAAAGUCCUACCAGCAAACUCAAUCCCAAUGAACUAGAGAAUGUAGCUACCAUGGAAAGGUUAUUACUUCAGUUGGAUGAGACAGAAAAAGCCUUUAAUCAGUUUUGGUCUGAGCAUCACUUGAAGCUUAACCAAUGCCUACAACUACAACACUUUGAGCACAAUUUUUAUGAGGUUAAGCUUGCCCUGAACAAUUUGCUGGCAGAGCAAGUAGAGUUUACAGACAUUGGAGACAGUGUGAUACGCGUGGAGCAACUUCUUAAGGAACAUAAAAACCUGGAAGGAAAAGGCGAGGAGCCCUUGGAAAAGGCCCAGCUGCUUGCAAUAAUUGGGGACCAGCUCAUCCAAAGCCACCAUUAUGCAGCCGACUCCAUCAGACCCAGAUGUGUAGAGCUCAGGCACCUCUGUGAUGACUUCAUCAAUGAAAGCAAGAAAAAGCGUGACAUUUUAGAGAAGUCCUUGGAGUUGCAUAGACAGCUGGACAAGGUCAGCCAGUGGUGUGAAGCAGGAAUCUACCUUUUGGCUUCCCAAGCUGUAGACAAAUGCCAGUCACGAGAGGGGGUUGACGUUGCCUUGAACGACAUUGAGGCAUUUCUGAGUACGGCGAAGGAGUACCAGUUGCCCAGCCACAUGGAGUUUUACAGCCAGUUCGAGUUGAUACUCACCAUUGACGUCAAGGCCAGAGCCCAGGAAGUCCUGCAGAAGCUGGGCGAUGUGCAGGAAAUAUUUCACAAGAGGCAAAUGAGUCUGAUGAAACUGGCCGCCAGACAAACUCGCCCAGUGCAACCUGUGGCCCCCCAUCCUGAGUCCUCCCCAAAAUGGGUGUCACCGAAAACCAGCCAGCCCUGCACCUUAGCUCCUCUUCAGAGGACAUCUGAGGAAACUUAUACAGGGACAUUGGAAAAGGAAGACGAUGAGACUAAAUUUGAAGUCAAAAAUGAAGAAAUACUGGAAGGCAGUCACGAAGGGAAGAACCCUGAGCCAGAGCAGCCCGACCGUCAUGAAAGUCUUUCCCCCACCAGGCGCAUCAUACAUGACCUGCUUGAGACGGAAGAGAUUUAUGUAAAAGAGAUUAAGAGCAUAAUUGAUGGAUAUAUCACUCCAAUGGAUUUUAUUUGGCUGAAGCAUCUGAUUCCAGACGUUCUUCAGAAUAACAAGGAGUUUCUCUUUGGGAAUAUUAGAGAACUUUAUGAAUUUCACAACAGGACUUUUCUAAAAGAAUUAGAAAAGUGCACCGAAAACCCUGAACUUCUGGCACGCUGCUUUCUCAAGAGAAAAGAAGAUCUUCAAAUAUAUUUUAAAUACCAUAAGAAUCUGCCCCGAGCUAGGGCAAUCUGGCAAGAAUGUCAAGACUGCACCUUCUUUGGGGUAUGCCAGCGCCAACUGGAUCACAAUCUCCCUCUUUUUAAGUAUCUCCGAGGACCAAGCCAGAGACUUAUAAAAUACCAGAUGCUGUUGAAGGGUCUGCUGGAUUUUGAGUCUCCUGAGGAAUUGGGGAUAGACUCCGCUGACCAAGAAGGAGCCUUGGCUAAGAAUGGGCCAAAGAGGACCAAGGAUUCCGCAUUCUCAGCUGAACUACAGCAAGCUUUGGCCAUGAUGGAGGAUUUGAUCAAGUCCUGUGAGUUGGCUGUGGACCUGGCAGCAGUCACUGGAUGUCCGGACGAUAUCAGGAAACUGGGCAAGCUGUUGAUGCAUGGCUCUUUCAACGUCUGGACAGUUCACAAGGAUCGUUAUAAAAUGAAGGAUUUUAUCCGAUUUAAGCCCAGCCAAAGGCAAAUCUAUCUAUUUGAAAGGGGAAUCGUGUUCUGUAAGAUUCGAAUGGAGCCCAGUGACCAGGGCCUCGCUCCUCAUUACAGCUUUAAGAAAUCUAUGAAGUUGAUGACACUUUCAAUUCGCCAGCUUGGAAGGGGGAGCAGCCGAAAGUUUGAAAUUGCCAACCGAAAUGGACUCGAGAAAUACAUCCUGCAGGCAGCUUCAAAAGAAAUCAGAGAUUGUUGGUUUUCAGAAAUAAGUCAAUUACUGCUGGAACAACAAAACAAUAACAAAGAACUUUACCCAAUGUUGAUCCUCAUAGCAGCAGGGAUAUUUGGUAGGAAAAUCCGCAAGCUGCAUCAGUUGAAUUCAGAUAUUUCCUUCAGCAAAGACAUUGGAGUGGAAUUUGUACCCUGGAUUGAAAAUAUGGAAAGAGCUACCAGCAGUAAGGAAGACCCAGUCCCCAGCAUACAUGGGAUUAAAGGCUGCUCCAGCAGAGAGUUUAUCUCCAUGGCAACCUCUGAGGAGCCUGAAGGUGCAGAAGAAAUGGAAAAGGAGAGCAGUGCUCUCAGUCUAUCCGGACUUUUCCAGUUGGACGACAGUUAUGAAACGUGUUCCUCCAAAUCUGUCCUGGAAACGGGAGAAAGCAUCCAGGGUAAGAAAGAAGGUGGCGACGAGGACCUGUGAGUGUGAAAGAGGAAAGAACAGUGAGCGAAUUGGUGAGUCAUUGCUCCCCUGACUCUUCUUGGAAUUUCAGGACAACAAACAAAACUAAUAAGCCAGUGUGCACCGGCUUGCUCGCCCCUGGGGGGGGGAGACGACUAAUCU